Messenger RNA from Penicillium maclennaniae, 1071 nucleotides. RefSeq names its product zinc-dependent alcohol dehydrogenase family protein. NCBI's taxonomy places the organism in Eukaryota, Fungi, Ascomycota, Eurotiomycetes, Eurotiales, Aspergillaceae. The coding region runs from base 1 to 1071 and encodes 356 amino acids. The record is from RefSeq and is a predicted model, not a curated record. Gene Ontology annotation, molecular function: oxidoreductase activity. The transcript is spliced from 2 exons.
AUGGCGAGACAAUGGAUUCUGACUGGUCAAGAAGGCUUCGAGAAAUCCCUCGAGUAUCAAGAGGGACUUGAUGUUCCAUCCGCCGAGGAACUGGGGUCUCACGAUGUUCUGGUAACCAUGCAUGCUGCAAGUCUGAAUUAUCGCGAGCUGAUGAUCGCUGGAUCCGUGGAUCUCACUGGACCAAUCACGCCAUCGGUGAUCCCAGGCUGCGAUGGUGCAGGUAUCGUCACGCACGUAGGAUCCUUUGUGACGGAGUUCUGUCCUGGAGACAGAGUUGUCACAUACGUCGCACCCAAGCUGGCCGAAUCUCGUGGCGACGAUGCUCUCCCGAGUAUCGCCGAUGCCAUGCAGUGCAGGGGUCAGGGAACUGAAGGAACACUCCGCUCUCACGGCAUAUUCUCAGAGGCGGGCCUUGUCCACGCACCAAAGUCUUUAGAUUAUCUUCCUGCAGCCACCUUGUCUUGUACUUGGAUCAGUGCGUGGAACGCUCUCUUUGGCUUGAAAGGCCGGGAAGUAGGUCCUGACUCAUGGGUACUUGUCCAAGGCACAGGUGGUCUGAGUAUUGCUGCUCUGCAACUCGCUGUCGCAGCCGGUGCUUCUGUCAUUGCUACAACAUCGAAUGAAGAGAAAGCAGCUCGACUUAAGGCUCUCGGUGCGACUCAUGUUGUCAAUUAUCGCAAUAAUCCUCAAGGGUGGGGCGAGGAAGCCCGAGCAUUGACACCUGAUGGAAGAGGAUUCGACUUUGUUGUUGAUGUUGGUGGCAAUGAAACUCUACCCCAGUCCCUUGCGGCCGUGUGCGUGGAUGGCAUCGUACUGGUAGUCGGUGGAGUCGGGGAGAGCAAGGACGCAGUGCCCAUGUUCGCGGCCCUUAUGCACACAUGCAUUGUCCGUGGAUUUCUGGCAGGAAGCCGCAAUCAAUUCCGAGACUUGGUCCGCUUCAUUGACGACAAACAAAUCGUGCCCGCGGUUGAUGACAUGGUCUUCGAACUUGCGGAGACUAAGAGCGCGUACCAGCGCCUCAAAGAAAAGAAACAUUUCGCAAAGGUUUUGAUUAAGAUCGAUCAUGCUUAG